Saccostrea cuccullata (small rock oyster) is the source of this 740-nucleotide messenger RNA. RefSeq names its product myosin regulatory light chain 12B-like. Lineage: Eukaryota; Metazoa; Mollusca; Bivalvia; Ostreida; Ostreidae. Gene Ontology annotation, cellular component: myosin II complex; cytoplasm. The record is from RefSeq and is a predicted model, not a curated record. Gene Ontology annotation, molecular function: calcium ion binding; myosin heavy chain binding. The coding region runs from base 3 to 572 and encodes 189 amino acids. The transcript is spliced from 3 exons.
AAAUGUCGAGUACCAAGUCCAAAAAGAAGCACCGGGCCAGGACCCAGAGGGCCACGUCCAAUAUUUUUGCCAUGUUUAAUCAGGCCCAGAUUCAGGAAUUCAAGGAAGCCUUCAACAUGAUAGACCAGAACCGUGACGGCUACAUCGACAAGGAGGACCUGCUGGAAAUGAUGACGUCACUAGGUAAGGACCCGUCUAACGAGUACCUGGAGAAGAUGAUCACGGAGGCCCCGGGACCAAUCAACUUCACCAUGUUCCUCACUCUGUUCGGCGAGAAACUGACAGGCACAGACCCAGAGGACGUCAUACAAAACGCCUUCGCUUGCUUCGACAUCAACGAUUCAGGUUUGAUACAAGAAGAUUAUCUGAAGGAAUGUCUGAUGACAAUGGGUGAGCGCUGGACAGAUGAUAUGGUGGAAGAUCUAUUUCACGGGGCUCCCAUACAAAAGGGUCUCUUUGACUACAAGGAAUUCACACGCAUGCUGAAACACGGAUCUCGAGAUAAAGAAGACGACCAGGUGCCCUCUCUACCUCCGGAGGAGUUAGCAUUCAAUCCUAACGCUCCAAAAUAGUGUCCAUCAGAGAUUAUACAAAUCGUCUCAUCCAUAGGCUGUGGACAUAAUUACAUAAUGAGCUAGAUAUAUCUCUUCCAAAGAGGACAAAGACACAGUGUAUCAUUGAAAUGUGCCAAUUUAUUUGUAUUCAAUUGAAAAUAAAACACAAUGUAAACAUUCUUCCAA